This is a messenger RNA of Dinoponera quadriceps, 2028 nucleotides long. Its product is annotated as heat shock 70 kDa protein cognate 4-like. Lineage: Eukaryota; Metazoa; Arthropoda; Insecta; Hymenoptera; Formicidae. The record is from RefSeq and is a predicted model, not a curated record. Gene Ontology annotation, biological process: protein refolding; cellular response to unfolded protein; vesicle-mediated transport. Gene Ontology annotation, molecular function: heat shock protein binding; ATP-dependent protein folding chaperone; misfolded protein binding. Gene Ontology annotation, cellular component: cytosol; nucleus; plasma membrane. The transcript is spliced from 7 exons. The coding region runs from base 1 to 1920 and encodes 639 amino acids.
AUGACGGCGCCGGCGAUCGGAAUCGAUCUGGGCACAACGUACUCCUGCGUCGGGGUCUUUCGACAUGGCAAAGUGGAGAUCAUCGCCAACGAUCAGGGUAAUCGCACUACGCCGAGCUACAUCGCGUUCACGGAGACCGAACGGCUAAUCGGCGACGCGGCGAAGAAUCAGGUGGCGAUGAAUCCCACGAAUACAAUUUUCGAUGCCAAGAGAUUGAUCGGCAGACGGUUCGACGAUCCGUCGGUGCAAUCCGACAUGAAGCACUGGCCCUUCGCUGUCGUCGACGACAAUGGCAAGCCGAAAAUCCGACUGCGAUAUAAAGGGGAGGUGAAAUCUUUCUUUCCCGAGGAGAUCUCCUCGAUGGUCCUGACCAAGAUGAAGGAAACUGCGGAGGCUUACUUGGGCGCGAGCCUCACGAGCGCCGUGAUCACGGUGCCGGCGUACUUCAACGACUCUCAACGUCAGGCUACCAAGGACGCGGGUACCAUCGCCGGCCUGAACGUCCUAAGGAUCAUUAACGAGCCGACCGCAGCCGCCAUCGCUUACGGGCUCGACAAAAAGGGUCGCGGUGAAAGGAACGUUCUGAUCUUCGAUCUCGGCGGCGGUACUUUCGACGUAUCGAUACUGACUAUCGACGAUGGUAUAUUUGAGGUGAAAUCGACGGCCGGUGAUACCCAUCUCGGCGGAGAGGACUUCGACAAUCGUCUGGUCACAUAUUUCGCGCAAGAGUUCGCGAGGAAGUACAAGAAAGACCUGACGAAGAAUAAGCGAUCCCUUCGUCGGUUGAGAACCGCCUGCGAGCGUGCCAAGAGAACCCUGUCCUCGUCUACGCAGGCCAACCUCGAAAUCGACGCUCUGCUCGACGGCGUCGAUUUCUACACCUCCAUCACGCGCGCUCGUUUCGAAGAACUGAACCAAGACCUCUUCAAGAACACCCUGGAGCCAGUGGAGAAGGCGCUGCGCGACGCUAAAAUGGAUAAAUCAAACGUCCACGACAUAGUGCUAGUCGGUGGUUCCACGAGAAUACCGCGCAUACAAAAGCUGCUGCAGGACUUUUUCAACGAAAAGGAGUUAAACAAAUCCAUAAACCCGGACGAGGCAGUGGCUUACGGCGCCGCGGUUCAAGCGGCUAUCCUGCUGGGCGACAAGUCCGAAGCCGUGCAGGACUUGCUGCUGCUUGACGUGGCGCCUCUGUCGCUCGGCAUCGAGACGGCCGGCGGUGUGAUGACGGCUCUCAUCAAACGCAACACGACGAUCCCGACGAAGCAGAUGCAGACGUUCACAACGUACUCCGACAAUCAGCCGAGCGUGCUGAUACAAGUUUACGAGGGGGAGAGGGCGAUGACCAAGGACAACAACCUUUUAGGGAAGUUCGAACUUUUCGGCAUUCCGCCAGCGCCGCGCGGCCUACCUCAGAUCGAAGUUACAUUUGACGUUGACGCCAACGGCAUUCUGAAUGUCUCCGCGGUGGAGAAGUCGACGAACAAGGAGAACAAAAUAACGAUCACCAAUGACAAGGGACGCCUUAGCAGGGAAGACAUCGAGCGAAUGGUGAACGAAGCGGAAAGAUAUCACGCGGAGGACGAGAAACAAAGGGAGAGGGUCGCGGCUAAGAACGACCUCGAGUCAUAUUGCUUUAACGUGAAGAGCGCGGUCGAGGAGGAGAAGGUCAAGGAGAGGAUACCGGAGGCUGAUCGAAAGCGCGCCGGCGAGAAGUGCAAUGAGAUUAUCAAGUGGAUGGACACUAACGCGCUGGCGGCGAAGGAGGAGUACCAGGCGAAGCUGCAGGAAGCCGAGAAGGUAUGCAAGCCUAUCAUGACGAAGUUCUACGAAUCCGCCGGUGCUGUACCGAGGUCUUCGCGAUGCGGCGGGCAAACUGCUGCCGGUAACACCGGUCCGACCAUCGAGGAAGUAGAUUAAUUGUGCGUUAUGGACCACGAAGGCAGAAUUAAAAUACCAUUAGUCGAUAGUACAAAUAAUCUCCGAUGUUAUAGCCUAAUGAUUGACAAAUAUGUUCAAUAUUUAUAA